AUGUUUGAAAAGUCUCUGACAGACCUUAUUCGAGGCAUAAGAGCAAACAAGAAAAAUGAGCAAAAAUAUAUUGCUGUGUGUUUACAAGAGAUACGAAAUGAAGUGAAAUCAAAUGACUUGGACAUAAAAUCUACUGCUAUUGCUAAGCUUGCUUAUCUGCAAAUGCUCGGUUAUGACAUGUCAUGGGCAUCUUUUCACAUUGUAGAAGUCAUGUCGAGUGCUAAAUUUGCUCAUAAACAAACAGGUUAUUUGGCAGCUACUCUAUCGUUUCAGCAAGACACGGAUGUGCUCAUGCUUACAACUAAUUUGAUUAAAAAAGAUUUGGCAUCUCCUGCUGUGGUUGACAUUAGUGUUGCCCUUAACGGUUUAUCUCAUAUUGCAACACCUGACUUGGCUAGAGACCUUUCUCCUGAUUUGGUAUCCAUGCUCAAUCAUUCACGACCUUAUAUUCGUAAAAGAGUUAUUCUAGUUCUCUACAAGAUAUUCUUAAAGUAUCCUGAAGCCUUACGAUUGAGUUUCCCUCGCUUAAAGGAAAAGCUGGAAGAUCCUGAUCCAUCUGUUGUCUCAGCUGUCGUUAGUGUUGUAUGUGAACUAGCAAGAAAGAACCCCAAGAAUUAUUUGUCACUUGCACCUCAGCUAUUCAAGAUUCUGACAACUUCUACCAACAACUGGAUGCUCAUCAAAAUCAUUAAACUGUUUGCUUCCUUGACACCGCUCGAGCCAAGAUUGAUUAAAAAACUACUUCCACCACUGACAUCGCUUAUUCAAACAACACCUGCCAUGUCAUUGCUUUAUGAAUGCAUCUAUACUGUUAUCACCGGUGGUUUCCUUGAAGCUGCUGGUGAGGCGGGUAAUGCAUUAGCUGCUACUUGUACAAACAAGCUAAGGAAAUUUUUAGAAGAUCCUGAUCAAAACUUAAAGUAUGUUGGGCUAUUGGCCAUGGGAAGACUAUUAGCAACUCAUCCAAAACUAGUGGCCGAACAUAGAGACAUCAUUUUAGAGUGUAUUGACGAUGAAGAUCUCAGUAUUCGCAUACGAGCACUUGACCUUGUUGUUGGCAUGGUGAAUCGUAAGAAUAUCAUGGACAUUGUAAAAAAGUUGAUAUCGCAUAUUAUGCCUAAAAAAACAGAAUCGAUCUCAUUGCAUGACUCUUCUGCCAUCUUUGAUCCAAUGUAUCGUAUGGAUAUCAUCAACCGAAUCGUAUUCAUGUGCUCUCAGAAUCACUACCACAAUCUGAAUGACUUUGAAUGGUAUAUCUCAGUUCUUGUUGAUAUUGCUUAUUCAGCAGGUGUGAACGUGGGUGAACUGUUGACAAAUCAAUUGAUGGAUGUUAGUGUUCGUGUAAAGAGUGUCCGGGAUUAUUCUGUUAAACAAAUGUACAAUUUACUGCAAGAUAAACACUUUUUGGAAACUGCCAAGAAGAGAGAUUCUAAUAUCGAUAUAUUAUCUGCAGCCGCUUGGAUCUGUGGUGAAUACUGCAAUUACCUAGAGGACAUUCCGUCUACGCUCGAAUGUCUUUUAUCGCCACAAGCAGCUAAUCUGCCCGUGAAAGUUCAGACAGUCUAUGUACAUAGUGUUAUCAAGAUAUACGCAUACUGGACAACCGAUUUGAUAUCACAAUGGAAUGCCGAGCUUCAAAGCGAGUUUGUCAAAGUGACGCAGAUUAUGUAUGAAAAGAUGGACAUGUUUAUCUACAGUGCCGAUCUUGAGGUACAAGAAAGAGCUCAUGAUGUAAAAUCAUUGUUCAAGAUCGUCUUGGAUGCAACAAGUGACCCCACCUUAGAAGACGCUCCACUUGUUUUGCAGGACCUCCCCAAGCUCUUCUUCCUAUAUGAAUUGAACCCUGUUGCUCCCAAGGCACAGUCAAAGGUUCCUGUUCCUGAGGGUUUGGAUUUGGAUGCGUGGAUCAAUGAACCUUUGCCUGAUUUAGUGCAAGAUGCUGAGUCAGAUGGCUCGUUUGAGGAAGCACCCAAGUAUGAAAAGGUUGGUAAAAGCUCAAGAAAGAAGAAAUCCAAGUCAAAGGGUUACGAAAGUAGUGAGGAUGAGGCUGAAAAAGAGAGAGUAAGUUAUGAAAAAAAAAGAACUAUGGAUUCAAUUUGA
Rhizopus microsporus ATCC 52813 is the source of this 2100-nucleotide messenger RNA. Its product is annotated as Adaptor protein complex AP-3 delta subunit. Gene Ontology annotation, cellular component: membrane coat; AP-3 adaptor complex; endosome membrane. Gene Ontology annotation, biological process: protein targeting to vacuole; Golgi to vacuole transport. The transcript has 8 exons. The coding region runs from base 1 to 2100 and encodes 699 amino acids. The record is from RefSeq and is a predicted model, not a curated record. NCBI's taxonomy places the organism in Eukaryota, Fungi, Mucoromycota, Mucoromycetes, Mucorales, Rhizopodaceae.